UCGGGCGCGGGGAAGACGACGAUGCUCAACGUGCUCAGCGGCCGCGCGUCCUACGGCGUGACGACGGGCGUCGUCGCCAUCAACGGCGUGCCCGAGAGCGUCAAGGGCUUCGGCCCCUUCGUCGGGUUCGUGCCCCAGGAGGACACGAUGCACACGAACCUGACGGUGGGCGAGAACGUCGAGUUCUACGGCGCGCUGCGCCUGCCGCGGCACUACACGGCGUGGGACGUGCGCAAGGUCGUCGAGCGGACGCUCGAGGUGCUCGGGCUCGAGCACAUCGAGGGGUCCGUCAUCGGCGACGCGGAGAAGCGCGGCAUCUCCGGCGGCCAGCGGAAGCGCGUCAACGUGGCCAUGGAGAUCGUCAGCGACCCGAGCCUGCUCUUCCUCGACGAGCCGACGAGCGGGUUAGACAGCACGACGUCCUUCGAGCUCGUCCAGUCGCUGCGGGUCCUGAGCGGGCGGAAGGUCAACGUCGUCGUCGUGCUCCACCAGCCGUCCUUCUUCAUCUUCCGCAUGUUCCACGACGUGCUGCUCCUGUGCCGCGGCGGGCGCACCGCGUACUGCGGGCCGUCCGAGGGCGCGCUCCCCUACUUCGAGGCGUCGGGCUUCUCCAUGCCGGCCUUCGAGAACCCGGCGGACUUCUUCAUGGACGUCAUCGCGGGCAAGGCCGCGGUCCGCGACGGCGCGUCGCCCUUCGCCGGCGCGCUGGCGGACGUCGCGGGCGUCCAGGACAGCCGCAAGGGCGCGCGGCAGCACGCGGCGGCGCUCGCGGAGCUCUGGGAGCGCCACGCGGGCGAGUCCCGCGACACGCUCGAGGACGCGCCGCACCCGACGACGCCGGGGCGGCUGGAGCCCGCGGGGCGCCUGUCGCGGUCGAGCCGUCGCGCGCCGCGUCCAGCGAAACUUCGCAUCGAGGUCGACGCGGCCGAUGUUUGGACGACUCGUUGCCUCUCGUCGAGUUCUCACCCAUUGCAUUCGGGUUGA
Messenger RNA from Aureococcus anophagefferens, 984 nucleotides. It is a transcript of the gene ABC31, whose product is annotated as putative ABC transporter. Gene Ontology annotation, molecular function: ATP hydrolysis activity; ATP binding; ABC-type transporter activity. The record is from RefSeq and is a predicted model, not a curated record. The annotation marks the transcript as partial. NCBI's taxonomy places the organism in Eukaryota, Pelagophyceae, Pelagomonadales, Pelagomonadaceae. The transcript has a single exon.